AUGAAACAAUCAUCAGAUGGACGGCUGAUGACAGAGAUUAACGAAGGAUCGCACUUUCUUCUCCGAGCGCCCCCAAGAGACAGAGAAAAAGAGAGACAGAAUGCCUCUCCCUUCUCCGCUGCGUACCCGUUGGCCGCGGACAAGACCCGAGCCAGGGGUGCAGAAGAGCACUCGUUUAUCUAUCUGAAGAAGAAAGGAGGGAGAAAGGAGACCUCCAAGUCGAGAUCACGAAAAAUUUCCACUGUUAUGGAGAGAGCUCUCCGGUCCCCACAGUUCUCCACUAUACACGUGACCACAGCAAAUAGGCCAAAUAUUGAUCCGUUUUUCUGCGGUGGUCAAGCAUGUGCUCUGCCAUUUGGUGGGGAACAGGUACUGAUGACGAGCGGACAGAAUCGGCGGCGCGGUGAUUGGCGGGUUUGA
Molecule: messenger RNA, 420 nt
Organism: Sporothrix schenckii 1099-18
Lineage: Eukaryota; Fungi; Ascomycota; Sordariomycetes; Ophiostomatales; Ophiostomataceae
Exons: 1
Coding region: 1-420 (139 amino acids)
Source: RefSeq, a predicted model, not a curated record